ACCCAAAGAUCCUAUUGGACACUAUGAAUGUGUGUUGUGCGAGUUUAGAGAGUGUCACAAGAUGAACGAGGAAACACAUUAGAGAAUUGGUCAGAGAUUCCUACCAAAGAGGUCUAAUGCGUACUCGCUAACGUACGCGUUUUCAACGCCAGUCCACCAUCUCAGAUCAGCAGCUCCUUUUAACCCCCCCUUUAAUUUCCUGCCGCCGGUGUCUGAUCCCAAGUCUCGCCGCCGGAUUUCCCUUCAAUCGAACUAUAUUAUUUACAAGGGCAAGAUAACAAGGAAUAGAACCAUGAGUUGCUUCGGGUGUUGCGAGAAUGAAGAUGACAUGAAAAGGAUUCCUGAUAAUGGAAAUUACAUGCCACAUAGCUCAGCAGGCCCUAUAGGUCAACAUGCAACUGAAAGUGCACAAAGAGAGACACCGCAGGUGAAUGUCCUCCCUAUUGAUGUCCCCGAGAUCUCAUUUGAUGAGUUGAAAGAAGUCACCGACAAUUUUGGCUCGAAUGCUUUGAUUGGUGAGGGGUCAUAUGGAAGGGUAUAUUAUGGUCAACUUAAAAUUGGCCGAAAUGCAGCCAUAAAAAAGCUGGACUCAAGUAAGCAGCCUGAUCGAGAGUUUUUAGGACAGGUUUCCAUGGUAUCAAGACUUAAACAUGAAAAUGUGGUUGAGUUACUCGGUUACUCUGUAGAUGGUGGUCUUCGUAUAUUAGCCUAUGAGUAUGCUCCAAAUGGAUCGCUUCACGAUAUUCUCCAUGGGCGAAAAGGUGUGAAAGGUGCGCAACCAGGUCCAGUGCUGACAUGGGCCCAAAGAGUGAAGAUUGCUGUUGGAGCUGCUAAGGGACUCGAAUACUUGCAUGAAAAGGCUCAACCUCAUAUCAUUCACCGUGAUAUAAAAUCAAGCAAUGUUUUGCUCUUUGAUGAUGAUGUUGCUAAGAUUGCAGACUUUGAUUUAUCAAAUCAAGCCCCUGAUAUGGCAGCACGCCUUCAUUCCACCCGUGUUCUCGGGACUUUUGGCUAUCAUGCACCAGAAUAUGCAAUGACUGGUCAAUUGAGUUCCAAGAGUGAUGUUUAUAGCUUUGGUGUCGUUCUUCUUGAACUGCUAACUGGACGUAAACCUGUUGAUCCUAGUCUUCCUCGUGGACAGCAGAGUCUUGUAACAUGGGCCACACCAAGGCUGAGCGAAGAUAAAGUAAAGCAGUGUGUUGAUGCUAAACUGAAAGAUUGCUGCCCUCCAAAGGCAGUUGCAAAGAUGGCUGCAGUUGCUGCAUUGUGCGUGCAAUAUGAAGCCGAUUUCCGGCCAAACAUGAGCAUUGUGGUCAAAGCUCUUCAGCCUUUAUUGAAUCCUCGAUCCGGACCUUCCCCCUGCUGACCAAAAGCGCCCCCCUCCCCCCUGUUUAUUAUCAUAUUUCGAAUCGAAGAAUGAUUCAAUCUGGUUGUGUCAUUUGUGUCUGUUUUUUGCCAUUUUGAUGCAUAUAGUCGUUAUGUAGAUGCACAGACCAAAACUGCAUCGCCGUCAUUCCUCUUAGAUUGUGAGUAUUGUGUAUCUAUCUUAUAUCAACAAAACAGUGAAGUUUGUAUGAACUGAGAGCAUCAAACCUUAAUUCAGUAAAUCAUCUCUCUCCUA
Molecule: messenger RNA, 1621 nt
Organism: Cuscuta campestris
Lineage: Eukaryota; Viridiplantae; Streptophyta; Magnoliopsida; Solanales; Convolvulaceae
Source: the annotation of a GenBank genome assembly